Messenger RNA from Spinacia oleracea (spinach), 2145 nucleotides. RefSeq names its product branched-chain-amino-acid aminotransferase-like protein 1. Gene Ontology annotation, biological process: carboxylic acid metabolic process. Gene Ontology annotation, molecular function: catalytic activity. Bases 107 to 1774 code for a protein of 555 amino acids. Lineage: Eukaryota; Viridiplantae; Streptophyta; Magnoliopsida; Caryophyllales; Amaranthaceae. The transcript has 20 exons. The record is from RefSeq and is a predicted model, not a curated record.
CAAAUCAAACAAAAUUGAAAUUGCCAAAAACUGUACUCCUCCUAGGCUCCUGUAGUCCUCACUACCAAAAAAAGAAGCAAUCACGAAUUCAUCAAGCGCAACAAAAAUGGCGGAAGUGGAAGUAAUUCAUUCAUGGUCUGCUCCUCGAUCUCUCAGUACCAGUCUCAUGUACUCCUUUGCUCAACGGGAUGAUACUGAAGUGCUUGAUGAACCCCUUUAUGCAAACUUUCUUCAAGUUACUGGCGUAAAGCGGCCUUACCGGGAGGAGGUUCUAUCAAAUAUGGAAUCUGAUGGGGAGAAGGUUAUAAAUGAGGUCAUAUAUGGUCCUGGAAAUAAGAAAUAUCGUUUUUGUAAGCACAUGUCUAAACAACGCCUACCUGGCUUGCCAGAUGAUUUGAUGAAGAAGGGAAAGCACUUCAUAUUGAUAAGAAAUCCGAUGGAUGUUCUGCCAUCCUUUGACAAGGUUGUAACCCCAACUUUUCUUGAAGUGGGUUUAGCUGCUCUCGUCACCAUAUACAGUGAGCUCUCUUAUCUUGGAAACCCGCCUGUUAUCGUCGAUGCUGGAGAACUUCAACGAGAUCCAGAGGGAGCUUUACGUGGUCUUUGUGAGGACCUGAAUAUUCCCUUUCAGCCAGCAAUGCUCAAAUGGGAAGCCGGUCCAAAACACAUUGAUGGUGUCUGGGCUCCGUGGUGGUAUGAAGGUGUGCAUAAGUCAACUGGUUUCAAAACAGAAAACAAAUAUCCCAAGACGUUUCCAUCGUCUCUCUAUGACUUAUUGGAACAAUGUCUACCCUUCUACAACUUUCUAAAGCGUCGUCUUAAAAGGUCCUCUUCCCUUCUAAGUUCACCCUUGCCCCAUCCCAGUCUUCCUGUUCCAGCAAAUAAGAAGUUACUUGCAUGGGUUGGUGAUGAGAUUCUACCUCGCGAUAGUGCAAAGGUUUCAGUUCUAGACUCAGUAGUACAAGGAGGUGAUUCUGUUUGGGAAGGACUCCGAAUUUACAAAGGAAAAAUCUUUAAGCUGGAGGAACAUUUGGAUAGACUGUUUGACUCUGCAAAAGCUUUGGCUUUCAGCAAUGUUCCAACACGCGAAGAGAUCAAGGAAGCUAUUUUCACCACUCUAAUUAGGAAUGGCAUGUUUGAUAAUUCCCAUAUUCGUCUAAGUUUAACUCGCGGCAAGAAGGUUACUUCUGGAAUGAGUCCUGCAUUCAAUCUUUAUGGCUGCACCUUAAUUGUGCUUGCUGAAUGGAAGCCACCUGUCUAUGAUAACACCAAGGGUGUAACUCUGGUUACUGCUACAACCCGCCGCAAUUCUCCAAAUAAUUUGGAUUCAAAGAUCCACCACAACAACCUGCUGAAUAAUAUACUUGCAAAGGUAGAAGGGAAUAAUGCAAAUGCUGAUGAUGCAAUAAUGCUCGACAAGGAUGGAUAUGUAUCUGAAACAAAUGCAACAAAUAUUUUUAUGGUGAAAAAAGGCAGAGUCUUGACACCUCAUGCAGACUAUUGUCUUCCUGGAAUAACUCGAGCUACUGUCAUGGACCUUGUGGUGAAGAAAGGUUUUGUCUUAGAAGAGCGACGACUUAGCCUCUCAGAGUUCCAUACGGCAGAUGAGGUAUGGACAACUGGAACUAUGGGAGAACUUAGCCCAGUUGUGAAGAUUGAUGGGCGUUUGAUUGGAGAGGGGCAGGUAGGACCAGUGACGCGAGAGCUGCAGAAGGUAUACCAAAAAUUGACAGAAGAGAUCGGAGUGCCUAUACCAACCUAUCAGAAAGAUUGAUUUCAAAAGGAACUUGAGUCACUAAGUUGCUGGAAUUGAUGGCUUGAUGAAUGAUGAUGAACAUGAUUCUCUUCUUAAAAGGUUGGAUUCUCAUUUAAGUGGCAAUGAAGUAGGAAGCAGCACAAAAAUAAAGAGGAUCGUCAAGGAUGGAUCUAUCGAAUUUGCCCAUGUUUACAAAUUCAAUUGUUGCACAAUAGAUGCUAAUCAAAUCAGAGCUGUAUUGUCAUGCAGCUUUUUAAUGUGAUUAAAUGAUGUAGGUUGUUCACUAUUUGGCAUCUGCUCUGUAAAUAAAACAAAUGCGAACUGCCCUGAAUCAGUUUGGUUCUUAAUAAAUGUUUAAUCCCUCAAUAGAUUACAAAAUUUACACCUAA